CCGAGGAGGACGGUACUUCCGGGAUCAUGGCGCCAAUGUUCACAGGUCCUGUCAGUUGCUGAGAGCCCCGAGUCAAAUGGGCUACCUUUUUGUGUGAUUUCUGCUUACUGCGGGCUGCAUUCAAAGAACCCUCGGAGACCCUCAAGCCAUGCAAUGUGCAGCUUUUUGUGAGAGGAAUUGGAACGUCUCAGGGAAUGAGUCUGAACUUUCAGGACACGUGUCAUUAUUUAGGAGGCAGUGACCUUUGAGGAUGUAGCUGUGAACUUCACCACAACGGAGUGGUCUUUGCUGAGUCCAUCCCAAAAGAAGCUCUACAGAGAUGUGAUGUGGGAAACAUUUAUGAAUGUGACUGCUAUCGGAAGAACAUGGAAUAACCAGAAAAUCGCAGAAGAGUACAAAAGUUGCUUAAGAAAUCUAAGAAAUGAAUCAGACAAUUAUUUCAGAUUUGAAGCAAAGCUGUACAAAUGUAAUAACCAUGGAAAACCCUGUAAUGAUUUCCAGUCCUUUCAGAAGCAUGAAACGGGAAAGACUGGACAGAAACCCUAUCAAUAUGAGCUAUGUGGGAAAGCCUUCUCUGAUCUUAGUGAACGAACUCACCCUGGGGACAAAGCCUCCAGCAUAUGCAGUGGUGUUCAACCUGAUGAAAGAAAUCAUAGUAUGAGGGGUUCAUAUGUACACAAACCAUGUGAGAAAACUUUUAUUUCUUCAUUCCAAGUUCAUGUUCAUGAAAUCAGACAUGCUGGAGAGAAGGAAUGUGUAAAAACAUUAGCUCAUAGUAGGCUCUUUCACAAACAUAACAUAAUUCACAGUGGGAAGAAACCCUAUGUUUGUGAGCAGUGUGGGAAACAUUUCAUUCAAAAAAGUCACUUUCGAGUACAUGAAAGAAGUCACACUGGGGAGAAACCCUAUGUGUGUACACAAUGUGGGAAAGGAUUUGCUAAUACAUCCUCAUUUCAUAGACAUAGAAGAUCCCACACUGGAGAAAAACCCUUUGCAUGUAAGCAGUGUGGGAAAGCAUUCAGCCAGAAGAGUCACUGUCACCGUCACGAAAGAACUCACACCGGGGAGAAACCCUAUGUAUGUAAGCAAUGUGGGAAAUCUUUCAGCACACACAGUCAGUGUCAAAGUCAUGAAAGAACUCACACGGGGGAGAAACCCUAUGUGUGUAAGCAAUGCGGGAAAGUAUUCAGUGAAAAGAAUAAUUGUCAAAGACAUGAAAGGAUUCAUAGUGGGAAGAAGCCCUAUGUGUGUCAGCAAUGUGGGAAAGCAUUCACUACAUACCGUGAUUGUCAAAUACAUGAAAGAAGUCACACUGGGGAGAAACCUUAUGUGUGCAAGCAGUGUGGGAAAGCUUUCAGUACCCAGAGGUAUUAUAAAAUACACUACAGAAUUCAUACUGGGGAGAAACCCUAUGUAUGUAAGCAGUGUGGGAAAUCUUUCAGCCAAAAGUGUAACUUUCGAGUACAUAAAAGAAUCCAUACCGGGGAGAAACCCUACGAAUGUCAGCAAUGUGGGAAAGGAUUUGUCGAUAAUUCUUUACUUCGUAGCCAUAAAAGAUCCCAUACGGGGGAGAAACCCUAUGAAUGUAAACAGUGUGGAAAAGAAUUUGCGCAUAAUUCCUCAUUUUAUAGACAUAGAAGAUACCACACGGGUGAGAAGCCCCAUGUGUGUGAGCAUUGUGGGAAAUCUUUCAGCCAAAGCAGUCACUUUCAAGCACAUGAAAGGACUCACACUGGAGAGAAGCCAUGUAUAUGUAAGCAGUGUGGGAAAUCUUUCAGCAGAAAGAUUAAUUGUCAGCUGCAUGAAAGGAUUCAUGGCCGGAAGAAGGCAUAUGUGUGAAAGCAGUCCCUGCAUGCUGUCAUUGUUAAAUACAUGAAAGAAAUCAAACAGGGGAGAAACUAUUUGUGUAAGCAGUGUGAGAAAGAUAUGAACAUGCCAUUAAAUAUAUGAAAUUAUGGGGCCGGGGGUUUAACUCAGUGGUGGCAUGAGCACCUGCCUGGCAAGAGCGAGGUCAUGAGUUCAAUCCAUGCUAUGUAUGUAUGUGUGUGUAUAUAUAUGAAAUUGUGCACACUGGGGAGAAACCUUACAUAUGUAGGCAGUGCAGGAAAUGAGGUCACUGGGAAUUUAAGAAAUGUGGGCAAAAGGUUCAGCUGAGAGGGACCUCAACCCUCAACAAAGUCACAUUAUGGCCAAAGCCUAUGUAAGCACCAUGGGGAAGCACUUGGUAUACAUUGCUGUUGUUAAAUAUGUGAAAACAGAAAACCUACGUGUGUAAGAGUAUUUUGAAAAAUCCUUUAAAAAGUACUCGUAUAGAGGAGACAUUUAUAAAUAAUAUAAAAUUACGAUUUCAAUAUUCACAAAAUUUCCAGAAAUUUAGGGUAUCUUCCAGACGAGAUACCCUAAAGGGUAUUCCUUCUGUGCUCUUCAGUAAGUCUCCUGCACAUAUCUGUGUAUCUGUGGACUUCACUAUUAAGACAUCACACGUUUGUCAGGAUGAGAUGGUGCACUUCUGUAAUCCCAGCAUUGGGAGGUUGAGGCAAGAAGAUUGCUGAAAGUACAAGGCAAGCCUGGGUUAUGAAGUGAGUUUGAGGCUGGCCUGAACUGCAUCACUAAAUCCUGCCUCAGAAAAAAAUAAAAUUUAAAAAUCA
Messenger RNA from Cavia porcellus (domestic guinea pig), 2648 nucleotides. RefSeq names its product zinc finger protein 14 (gene Znf14). Gene Ontology annotation, molecular function: DNA-binding transcription factor activity, RNA polymerase II-specific; RNA polymerase II cis-regulatory region sequence-specific DNA binding. Gene Ontology annotation, biological process: regulation of DNA-templated transcription. Bases 325 to 1839 code for a protein of 504 amino acids. The record is from RefSeq and is a predicted model, not a curated record. The transcript has 4 exons. NCBI's taxonomy places the organism in Eukaryota, Metazoa, Chordata, Mammalia, Rodentia, Caviidae.